This is a messenger RNA of Bacillus rossius redtenbacheri, 6999 nucleotides long. It is a transcript of the gene UbcE2H, whose product is annotated as ubiquitin-conjugating enzyme E2 H. The record is from RefSeq and is a predicted model, not a curated record. NCBI's taxonomy places the organism in Eukaryota, Metazoa, Arthropoda, Insecta, Phasmatodea, Bacillidae. Gene Ontology annotation, biological process: ubiquitin-dependent protein catabolic process; protein polyubiquitination. Bases 617 to 1168 code for a protein of 183 amino acids. Gene Ontology annotation, molecular function: ubiquitin conjugating enzyme activity. The transcript is spliced from 2 exons. Gene Ontology annotation, cellular component: nucleus.
GCUGUACAAACUGGUUCUACGACAGCUGACUGCAGUGGAUGGGGCGAAUGGGAUUGCGAAACGCUAACAAAGGAUCAAUGGGUGGUGGAAGAUUAUUUGGAAUUCUGUGCUAGAAAUAUUGUUACUUUGGCAAAUAAAUAUUUACCAGUUUUACGGUAGAGUGCUAAGUUUUACUGUUUAAAUUAUCCACUUUGUUAAUCCCUUUUUCAAACACACAAAUAUAUUAUUUGGAUUUGGAAAAAUUUUGUGGUGCGUAUUUUACUACUUUCUACUAACAUUUUUUUAUUGUUGAUGCAUGUGUUGGCCAGUAAACAAACUGUAAUUUUGGUGACAUGUUUUUAUUUUAAACACGUAGUUUUUGGAAGAGAGAGGUAUUAAAUGCUGCGAGCAAUAAGUCAUGAUGCUGAUUUUUUUUUAUGUGCACAGCUGAUUGCAACGCGCAGCAGACCAUUUUAUUGUUUACUCACUUUGUCAGUUGUAGGAGUGUUUAAGGACGUGCGUAAUUUUUUGCGUCGUAUGUGAGUAGAGCUGCCGUUUAGAUUUUUUAAAUAAAGUGUGCUACGGACGGAGGACGAUACAAGGUUUCCUAUGGUGUGUCGUCCCGUGAGCUGCUAAGAUGUCGUCUCCGAGCGCCGGGAAGCGGCGGAUGGACACGGAUGUCAUCAAGCUCAUCGAGAGCAAGCACGAGGUGACGAUCCUGGGUGGCCUGAAUGAGUUUUGCGUAAAGUUCUACGGGCCGCGUGGGACGCCGUACGAGGGUGGCGUGUGGAAGGUGCGGGUCCACCUCCCGGAGCACUACCCCUUCAAGUCACCCUCCAUCGGCUUCAUGAACACCGUCUACCACCCCAACAUCGACGAGGUGUCGGGCACCGUGUGCCUUGACGUCAUCAACCAGGCGUGGACCGCUCUGUACGACCUAUCGAACAUUUUCGAGUCGUUCCUCCCACAGCUGUUGAUGUACCCCAACCCCAUCGAUCCUCUGAACGGGGAUGCAGCGGCCAUGUACCUCCACAAGCCCGAGGAGUACAAGAAGAAGGUGCAGGAGUACGUGAAGAAGUACGCGACGGAGGCGGCGCUCCGCGACCAGGAGAACCAAGCCGUCUCCUCCGACAGCGAAUCCUCCAUGUCCGACUUCAGCGAGGACGAAGCCCAGGAUAUGGAGUUAUAACACGUCUCGCGUUGCCCUUACACCCUGUUUUACAAUCAUUUUAACCCUUUAUUUUUUGAAUACUCUUUGUUUUGGCUAUCGCUUACAUCUUUUUGCAUUCGUGAAGAUCGUUACAACUGUCAGAAGUUGUUUUUUUGCCACGAUUGUGUAGAUUUUAUAUAGAAUUCUUUAGAGGAAGUAAUUUAUUUUUUUUAUAGCUGCUUAUAAAAUUUUGUUUUGCUUGUACAUUGUUUUACCAAACUGGUUACUUGGCUGUUCGUUAACUGAAUGGUCAAUCUUGUAAAAAUAUUUUUUAAUAAUAUUAGUUAAAAAAAGUUUAAAAUUACUAAGAAUUAUGUUGUUGUGUGUGACAGUUUAUAAUAGAUUGGUAUAGAAAAAGUUCUAUUGCUGUAGUUAAUUGAUGUGUUGCAAUGUAAACUAUGGCUGAAGUGUAGACAAAGUUGUCAAAACCGUUAGAUAGUAAGUAGGGAACAGAGCUGAUAGCAGAAUGGGAGAUACAGCCUUGGUAAUGUUUUUGACACCAGAUUGUUUUAAUUAAUUUUGUAUCAUUAACACAGUUAAUGAAAUUUGUGUUAUGCUAAAAAAAAAAAAUGCUCUCUCUCAUCUGUGGCGUAAGUAGAUUAAUCCUAGUUAAUUUUGUUCUCUGUCCAUAAAUUUCUCCUGUUGGUGGUUAUUUUUAUUCCUAUGUUUUGAAAUUGUGACAAUUUUUAUUAAGAAUGUUGGUUGAUUAAAACUUAUCAAUUUUGCAACAAAAGUAAUGAUGUAAUAAUUCUUGAUGUAAAAUGUAAGAGAGUAUCUGGAAAAUAUUUUUGUAACUGCAGGUGCUAGAGUGUGUCUGUUAGUUUUUAGAGCAAUAAUGAGCAGAAUAAGUCAUUUCAUAAACUUUUCACAGUUUGAAUGGAAAAUCUUAAAAUGGUUUCUGUCAGCAUUAAAAGUCUGGAGUUUGGUAGUUUUGAUCCACUGUUGGUGUAAUAAUGACUUACAUAAAAGAUUACACAAAUUGUUGGCCUUAUGUGUAUUGUGGUUUUUCUCAGUUGCUAUGCUUUAUGAUAAAAUACAGGUCUCUUUUUUUAAGUGUGUUAUUAGGUAAGUGUCUGGCUUCAGCAAGUCUUUCAAACAUAUGUAGUGUGCUUUUGAGCUGUCAGAUUUUUGGUCUUAUCAUUUGUAGUCUUCUAUGUUCGCAAGUUUUUACUGCACGAGUUUAUAGCUAAUCAGUUAUUUUAUUAUACGUAUAACGUCGUUAACGAAACAACACCUAUAUGACAAAAAGAAAAUUUUUCAGGCGAGCUAAAUAACUUUAUGCGCCAUGCUGGAACUGAAUGAUAGCCAGUGAUAGAAAAAAGACCAAAGCAACAAAUUAUGUUGGAUUUUCGGCGAAUUCACAUAUUGAGACUACAGUAAAUGCUCACUUUCCAUGAAGGAAUAAAAACUAAAUUUAAAAAAAAAUGCCAGGCGGUGUUGUUUCUUAAGCAAUGUUAUAUUGAUUUCUAUCCUGCCUUGACACUUCAUUCUACCUACAAGAUCUGUGUAAAGAUGCUUGAUCUGUCAAUAAGUAAAUGUAAAUAAUAAAAAAUUAUAAAUGAAGUAAUUUUUGCAGACACUUUAAGUCCAUGUUUAGAGACUUUCAUUUUUGAAUAAAUUUUUUCAAGAAUAAAUUAGUUUUAUAAAGUAACUAAUGAAAGUCAAAUGGAUCCACUACAUGUUAGGUACAGUGAAGGACUUCAGUCUGGCAACCACGGCCGUGCCCAAUGAGUGAUCUUGCACGAUUAUCGAACGUCAGUAUACAGUAAAUCUGUCAAGCCAUUUAUCAAGGUACUACUAUAAAAUUAAUACUGAUUAACAGGGAAACUUUAUUGAAAGGUUAAAAUUUUGUAUAUUUAUAGGUCCAGUGCUAAAUUAUUCAAACUUAUUAUGCAGGAAAUUUUCUUAAGAGGGUUUUACUGGAAUACCUACCAAAGAAAAAUAAAUGUACAAUUCAGUGAUUUUUAAAACAAAUAUAAUAAACUGCUGCAUGGCAAUAACAAUACAAAUGAGCGUUACUGAUUAACAAGUCUCUGGCAUCACAUUGCGCCUGUACUUACAGCGUUCUACUGUGAACCUGAGUGCAAGCUCUGGACCGGUGCCGGGCAUGUGUGUCAAGCCAAAGAGUGCCAGGUUGAAAAGUGUGACUGUGCCUAUAAAAUCUUCCACAGCAGAUUUUGUAUUUUUUAUGUAUAGUUUUAAUUUAAUGGCUCAUUAAAUGUAAAAAUAAAUGCAUUUAUUUUGCUAAUUUUUAAGUUUAUGAACAAUGCAAAAAAAAUUAUUUCCUUAAAAAAUUAAUAAAUAUGUGCUAUGGGGUUGUACAUUACCAUUGUAAAAAAAAGUUACACACAAGAAAAAUAAUAGAAGUCUUAAAAAUUAACGGCACUGUUUGUAGUGUGUUCCCAUUUUGACAGAUUUGUAACGUGUUUGUAAAUGGAAGAUCUCGGCUGUUUGCUACUUGCAUUGUUUGGUUUGCUACCCCCAUCCUGCUUUUACUGGAUUAUUAUGCUGGCAGCAGUCAGUCUGGUCACCAGCACUGCUGAUGUGACAAGUACGAAAACAUGGUGUGCUCCUGAUGUACUUCUCAAGAAUAUUUGGAUUUUUAAUUUUGUUUACACUUAUUAAUUUUUCUUAUUGCUUUGCAGUGAUGUAACAUCAGAGACCACAGAUUUCUUAAAUGUUUUUACCAAAUUUGGUGUUCAUCCCAUUUGCGACGUCCUUAAUCUUUUCGCAAUUCCUUAUACCUCUAGUGUUUAGCAAUAAAGAAUGUUUGGAGUAAAUUUGUAAUUAUAUAUCCAUUUGUUUUGUAUUGGUUAUUUUUUGUAUUUAAUUUCAAAUUGUGAGGUACAUCCUUGACAUUUAUCUCCUGCAUCAUUAUACUUGUCCAUUGGCGUGCCUGAACCAUAUGAGAUCUGGAUAUCAAAUGCUUCUUGCGCUGUCAUCAUGUUGCCACCAACGGCUAAUGUGAACACACAAAUUUUUAGAUAACUGAGCUAACAAACUAAACUCGGUUAGUUCAUCUUACAUUGAGAAAGAAUGCGAUGAAGGAAAAGUUGAUUGUGAGGUGACCACCAAGAUUACCACCUUUGGUAUAAUUGUCAUUGCAACGUGCUGAAGCAUAUGCGCCAUCAUUAUGUAAGUACACCAGCCACUCGGUCGAAAAGCCAUUUUGAUCGCAUACCAAGGUUGAGUGGCACUGUGACAUGAUGAGCCACCUGUCCAGUUGAAUGACGCAGAGAAGUGUCGCAGCAAUGAGAAGUUGUAUUGUCAGGUCGUUAUGUUUCUUGAAAAGUUUACAUUUCAGAUUUUGAGGCUGCUGAAAUAAUUUCCAUUUUUGUUUUAAACAAGCGGUAAUAACUGGCACGGUGCAUAUGGGGGUGAUGUUACAGAUUCAUUGAUAUAAAUCAUAAGUUUUUUUCCCUUGGCCAUGUUGUGGCUGGAGAUGCAGUGAGUUUGAAGAACUACCAGAAGUGUUCAUUUCAACACUUACCAACUUUGUUCCCUCAUUUUGUAAUGUUUAUUCAUGUUAUGUGUGAUUUGUUGAACUAGUGAUUGUUUAAUAUUAUUAAUGAUUAUUUUAAAAUAUUUUUCAAUUACAAAUUGCAAGUGUUUGGUUGGGAAAAUAACUUUUUAUGUUUAUAGGAUUUUUUGUGCAAAUGAUUUGAAACUGUUACUGAAAUGAUAUUUAUGCUUCCAAAAUUUGCAAAAAAAAAACUAUAUAUAUAUAUAUAUAUAUAUAUAUAUAUAUAUAUAUAUAUAUAUAUAUAUAUAUAUACACACACACACACACACACACACACACACACACACACACACACACACACACAUAUAUAUAAGUAUAUAUAUAUAUUUGCUGGCGAAAGUGUACAUAGGUGCAAUUUUUAUAGUAAAGGAACAAGCAUGAAUGGGGUUUUCCAGUUUUCUCUUGUGGAUUCAAUUGAUUGAUUUCUUGUGCAUUUGACUGCCAGUGUUAGUGAUUUGAAUCAUGCAGGCAGUAGCUCGCAGAUUUGCGUGCAUAAUAGUGAGUUAUUCCAAGACCAUUUCAACUUGCAUUGAUUUAAUACAGCCAAGAAAGGCUGUUUAAGAUUCUUCCUGUUGAGUAAGGUAUGCUGAAAAAUAUAGAUGAUUUUAGAUGUCCUGGUUGAAAUUUUUUGGCAGUUAGCAAGUUGUAGAGGCUCCACUUCACCAGCUGCGUAGAUUAUUGCAUUUUCUCUCAUGUUGGUUUUAUUGCAAUUCUGACAUGUUUUGCUGUAUCAGCACCGUGUGCUAUUUUUGUUGUUGUUAAUGUUUGCUGUAGAUAUAUUGUAUGCAUUAUCUGUUAUUUUUAAGAUAUUUAUAAGUAAUAUAUAUGCUUACUUGCAUAAUUGUAACUAACCUGAAGUUUGUUUUCUGUUUUCCCAAACCUGUCUAAUGCUGACAACUCACAUAUAUAUUUCUUCAAUAAGGUAGGGUUUCCUCACACAAUGGGGAUUUUUGUUAUUUUUUUUUUCAUUUUCUCAUAUUUAUUAUUUUAGGGCUAGUUUGGGUAAAAUUAAUACUAUACCUCCUUGUAAAAUGUGCAAAUGUGUGUAAUUGUUGUCACUUGCACGACUUUUACAGUUAUUGUGUCACACUUGGUAAAUGUUUCAUGAAAUUAUUUGUGACAACAACAAAUGCAAGAGAGGUAAAUUAAAUUUACAGAAAUCACAAAAAAAAAUGAAAAAAAUCAUGGUAUAUGAGACCCACCUUAAGACCUGGAAUUCUGGACAGUAAUUUGUAAUUUGAUCUUGUCACCAAGAGUUGGCUGGAAACUAAAACUGGUGGAGAGACUGGUAUUAUGUCAGGGAUCACAAGAGAAUAUCUCUGGCUGGCUUGGCUUACGGGAGGGGCCACAGUCUGUGGCAGACCAAGGUGGCUUCCUUGACAGCCAAUGAGAGAAGGCCAUUUGAGAGCCAAUUUCUGUGUAGGUCUAACAAUAUCGCAAAACCAUUAUUUAACUUAAAGAAUUGGAAAUUUGGGGCAUAAAAAAUAAUAUAAAUGUUUAUUAAAGUAGUUUUGUAUUGGUUGUCACAUUUUGUUAUUCAUACAUGACUCAGUUUUUUUGGUAUGAAUGAGUAAGAAAAUGUUUCCAUAUGUGAAAAUAGUAUGAAGUUUCACUCAAAAAAAUACAAAAACCACUUCUGGCAGUCAAAUGCAGUAAGGAAUGUGUGUCAAAGGGCUGUUUUGUUUUUUGUGUGGCACAAUUUGCAGUCGUAUCUGUUAGAAUGGUGUUCAUUUGACAUCUCUCUCAAGUACAAAGAAUCUUCACCAACAGGUGUUUUAUUUGUGAUUCCUCCCUUCUAUUACAGUUAACUGUUGUUUAAUGAAUAAUUCCUGUAUUGCCAUUGUAAAUACGUGUUCAUUGAUACACACACAAAUGAUGAACCCCUUGAAUACAUUUAGGUUAGUGCAUUACAUUUCUCAAUGUCUAUAGUUUUUUUUUUUUGUGAAGCAGAUGAACUAUAUUUCUCACAACAUUGUGGUGACAUCUAUGAAGCAUUGUGAAUGGUGAUGUCAUAUUUCUGCAGUGUUCAAACUCUUCAAGAGAGUAUGCACGUGCAUAUAUACAUAUUGAAGACAUCGCACGCUGUUGCUUGAGGAGAUACUUGCGGCUGGUUGCAGCACCAACAAUAACUUGUAUUUGCGUAGUUUGAGUGUUCGUGUUCAACUUGCAGUUGGCGUGGUUCCAGCUGCUUGGUUUGCAUCACACAAAUAUAUAGAUAUUAUUUUGAAUUAAAACGUGAAUUGUUAAGAAACGUACUGUGAAAUAAAUUUAACUUUAUUUAAAAACA